AUGUCCGAGGCACCGUUCAAGGGUACCAGAUCUAAGAUCAAUUAUCAAAAUUUAUUAAUAAACGACAUUCAAUAUCGAAAACCGCCUGUUAGAAACGAGUUAAGGCGGCAAUCACGAGUCUUUUCACCAUUGCCAAACCAUCUUAUUACCAGCACAUCUGAGAUCUCACCAAUUGCAAUUGAAGAAGCCGACGAAGAAGAAGAAGGAGAGAAUACCAUGGAAUUUCAGCAGCAACAGCAGUUUGUAAAUGAUAAUAAAGAACAGUUCGAAGAAUUUACAUGGACACUUCAAGCUGUAAAACAUAUUGAACAACAACUAAUAGCAAAGACUCCUGACUUUGGUUCAACAGUUGAUAGUGUUAGUCAAUGGCUCCAUUUUAACGAAUUUAUGUUUGAUAAAUUAAGUUAUCCACGGAUGUAUUGGGUGGAUGAAGCAUCAAAACAUUUACCAAGUGAUUUGAUUGAUUCAUGGUAUGUGACGGUACAACCAACAAUUGAUAAUAACUGGGACAUAUUUAAACAACGACUUAUUCAACAUGUCAAAGGUCCAAGUGAUAGUUCUUUACAGCCACAGACUCAACGACCUACAACAAUUACAACGUCACAGGAUUCGUCAACAAAAGAUGACGAUGAUUUGAAUGAAAGGGGUUUUGAAGAUUUUAUUCGUAAAAAUUUUAUAAGAUUCCUUGGCGAUAACCAGGAAUGA
This is a messenger RNA of Didymodactylos carnosus, 705 nucleotides long. The record is from the annotation of a GenBank genome assembly. NCBI's taxonomy places the organism in Eukaryota, Metazoa, Rotifera, Eurotatoria, Philodinida, Philodinidae.